Molecule: messenger RNA, 1439 nt
Organism: Clunio marinus
Lineage: Eukaryota; Metazoa; Arthropoda; Insecta; Diptera; Chironomidae
Source: the annotation of a GenBank genome assembly
CGAGUGACUGAAACUACGUUUUAAAACAAAAAAGACAACAAAAGCAAUUUUUACUUCAUUCGUCAAAGACUUUAGGCAUGAGCUGUUUCCAAUGAAGUAAAUCAAGUUUAACAACAGAGAGUAAAGUUCAAGCAGUUUUGUUUUUCUUUUUAUUUCAUUCUGAAAAGAAGUUCAAGAUUUAUUUUUAUUUUGAAAAAAAAUUCAAAGUACAAGAUUCAAUUUAUAAAUUUUUUUUGUCGUGGCGAUUAGAAGCUGUGUGUGUUUGUGUGUAAUAAAAUUCCAGUAAGAAAGUGAAAUUAUGGCAGAUGAAAUUAACGCAGAAACAGUUGAGGAAGUUAGCUUCAUUGGUGGCAUUGUGCAAGAAAUUGUCAGUAGCCCACUGAACAUUGCCCUUGUUGCAAUCAUAACAUUUCUCGUUUAUAAAAUCUUCAUAAGCCGACAAGAACCAAAACCAUCGCCUCCUAGAGAGCCAGAAUUGCCAAAACUAAGAAGAGAUUUCACUGCGUCUGAGUUAAAAGCAUAUGAUGGAAAACAGCCAGAUGGAAGAAUUCUGGUCGCUGUCAAUGGAUAUGUUUAUGAUGUAACCCGAGGAAAAAGAUUUUACGGACCAGGCGGACCAUAUGCUGCUUUUGGAGGACGGGAUGCAAGCAGAGGAUUAGCUACAUUUAGUGUAACUACUAGUGAAGUUGAAUAUGAUGAUUUAAGCGAUUUGACACCACCAGAAAUGGAUUCAGUUCGUGAAUGGGAAAUGCAGUUCAAAGAAAAAUAUGACUUGGUCGGACGCUUGUUGAAGCCUGGCGAACAGCCGACAAACUACUCAGAUGAAGAUGACGAGCCUACAGGCUCAUCUGAUAAAUCAGGUACUGAGCAUGAAAAGUCAGAAAGUGAUGGAAAGAAAGAUGAUUCGAAGCCGGAAGAGUGAGAGUCCCGGUUAUUAGAUAUUCGUCUUAUGACAUCGGAUAAAAACGUCUCGACCCCUGUCGACGGUUUAUAUUUAAAAUUAUUAUUUGUUUAUAUCAAGUUAUCACAAAUUAAAUAUUUAAUUUUAAUUUGUCAUACUUCAAUGAAGCGCACGGAAAAAUCACAAUCAUAAAUAUAACGAUAUUUUAUUUUAAACAUUUCUUUUUUAUAAUAUUGAUUCAACAUAACAAAAUUCUUAUCAAUAUUUUCCUACUUCUUCAAAUGCAUUUCUUUUAAGUACUUAUGGCAUUCAAAAAAUUGAGUUGCAUGAACGCACUGAAUAACUCACAAAGUUUCAGCUUUUUAUGUUUUUUUUCUUUGGUGAAUUGAAAUGAAAAGAGAUGGAGAUGAAAGCGAUACGUAAAGUUUAAGAUGUUUCCAAUAUUUUUAAAAAUUUAAAAUUCAUGUUUUUUUCUAAAUGUAAACACAUGAAAAAGAGAAUGAGAGGAAUCAGUAAAAUAAAUUAAAUUUUAAGAAAA